Messenger RNA from Dicentrarchus labrax (European seabass), 1852 nucleotides. RefSeq names its product interleukin-1 receptor-associated kinase 4 (gene irak4). The record is from RefSeq and is a predicted model, not a curated record. The transcript has 11 exons. Lineage: Eukaryota; Metazoa; Chordata; Actinopteri; Moronidae. Gene Ontology annotation, biological process: protein phosphorylation; signal transduction. Bases 128 to 1522 code for a protein of 464 amino acids. Gene Ontology annotation, molecular function: protein serine/threonine kinase activity; ATP binding; magnesium ion binding.
AAAGUUUCGGUUUGCUAAUGUUCUGAUGUUAUGGCAGGAUAAUAAAUACCCACAACGGCGCUGUAAGUUGUACAAAAUGUCAGUAUAGCUGUCAGAUAAAAGCUUGAAUUUGGUAUUUUCUGCUAGAAUGAAUAACUCAGUAACUUCCGCUACUUAUAUUCGUAACCUGAGUUAUAGUUUACGUCGCAAGUUGUCCGAUUUUUUGGACCCUCAAGAAAGGUGGAAAGAUGUUAUUGUAUCGAUACGGAAGCCGAAUGGGGACUUUAGGUACACUCAGCAUCAUGUGAGGAGGUUUGAAGGUCUUGUUAAACAGGGGAGAAGUCCCACAGUGGAGCUGCUGGUUGAAUGGGGGACCACCAACAGUACAGUGGGAGAACUUGUGGACAUUUUGAAGAGUCACAAGUUACUGGCUGCUGCUAGUGUUCUGCUACCUGUGGAAGACGCCAUCCCAGCAGUGCCACAGCAGGCCUCUCCAACAGUAGAAGUAUCCAGUGCCGCUCCAACAACACUACUGGAGGAGACAGUGACACAGCCACAACCUCUCAGAUCCAUUCUGCAGCCACAGAUUCUACUGGAGAGCAGUGAACCCGGCCAGACAGGUUUUUCUAGUUUCUUGUACAAUGAGCUGAUGAAGAUUACAGGCAACUUUGAUGACCGCCCCGUAUCCGAUGGCGGCAGCAGACUGGGAGAGGGAGGCUUUGGCACUGUAUACAAAGGCCUUCUGAAUGACAAACCUGUUGCGGUGAAAAAGCUCAAUCCAAUGGAGGACGUCUCCCUGGAUGAGCUUCAAGUUCAGUUCAACCAAGAGAUCCAAGCUCUGAGAGUGUUGAAACAUGAGAAUUUGGUCGACAUGGUUGGAUUUUCGUGUGAUGGACAGCACCCAUGUUUGGUGUAUGCCUUAAUGGCCAAUGGUUCUCUGCUAGACCGACUAGCUUGCUUGGAUGAAAGUCCUCCACUGUCCUGGCAACAGAGAUGCUUGAUAGCUGAAGGGACAGCGAGCGGUUUGGAGUAUCUGCACAGCAACCACCACGUCCACAGAGAUGUUAAAAGUGCAAAUAUCCUGUUAGAUGAAAAAUUUGUGGCGAAGAUCUCAGACUUUGGGCUGACGAGAGCAUCGGCCAAGAGGACAUCAACUACCAUGAUGACGGAGAAGAUUGUGGGUACCCGUGCAUACAUGGCACCUGAGGCGCUAAGAGGAGAGAUCACAUCAAAAUCUGAUGUCUUCAGCUUCGGAGUGGUGUUGUUAGAAAUAUUGUCUGGACUCCCGCCAGCCGAUGAAAACCGUGAGCCACAGUUCUUGAUGGAGAUGAGGUAUGAUAUAGAAGAUGAAGACGAGGAGCUGACUUUAGAGGACUUCCUGGACAAAAAGAUGGGAGACUUGGGGCUGAGCCAGGUGGAGAGUGUCUACUCUUUGGCCUGUAACUGCCUCCUCGAGAGGAAAAAUAGACGGCCAGUUAUCAAACAGGUCCUCUUGGAGCUUAGAGGAGUUGUGAAGAGCAUUUCACUGGAUUUUAAAGCAUAGUAGUGAAGCAUAGCAUCCCAGAGAAGAUUUGUGAGCCGGCUCCAGUUAUAGUGCACACACAAGUACAUUUCCUUCUCAAAAGGAGUAUCAAACAAUUGAAUAUUGCUUGAUGACUGUGACUGACAAAAGUAUUUUUUUGCAACAAUAUUUUGUACUGAUGACAUACUAUAUUUUUGGUACGAAGCAUGUAGCUUAGUUCUUACAGUUAAGGCUGUUAUGUCAGGGGAUUUGAUACCUUGAAAAGAUUGUAAGGCUUUUUUUUUUUGCCAGUGUUUCUAUCUUGUAUUUAUUGUAAAGGACAGUUGAAGAAAUAAAGUGAAUGAAACAGAA